This is a messenger RNA of Kalmanozyma brasiliensis GHG001, 3678 nucleotides long. Its product is annotated as Gamma-tubulin complex component protein. Gene Ontology annotation, cellular component: spindle pole; equatorial microtubule organizing center; gamma-tubulin complex. Gene Ontology annotation, biological process: microtubule nucleation; mitotic cell cycle; cytoplasmic microtubule organization. Lineage: Eukaryota; Fungi; Basidiomycota; Ustilaginomycetes; Ustilaginales. The record is from RefSeq and is a predicted model, not a curated record. The coding region runs from base 1 to 3678 and encodes 1225 amino acids. Gene Ontology annotation, molecular function: gamma-tubulin binding; microtubule minus-end binding. The transcript has a single exon.
AUGUCAUUCCAAUCACUCGAGGUGCUCGAGGUGCCUCCUUUGCCCUCGUUGGAGCUAGAACAAUCCAUUCUCGACCACGAUCAAUUGGUCUCUUCGACCUUCCUGUCAUCCGCAGGCAGCUCUCUGUCCAGCAGCUACCGUAUCGCACCACUUGCACAGCAUGUAGAGCCCGGAGUCGAUCCUGUGCUCGGUGCCUUCUCUAAAAGGGCUACCAGCUACGAGCUCGAUCCGCACCACACGGCCGGCUACGCAUCCCCAUUACACACAACUCAACGCGUCGUGGACCUUGAUGACGACCCCGACUCGUCUCCAGGUCCCUCACGACGUCCAGUACGUCGAAGCGACUCGUCUUCGAGCCUCAGCUCCCUGGAUACAAGCUACUGGGAUGAGGACUUCCGAGCCGUUGCUCGUCCCGCGUCGGUCAAGUUCAGGGGCUUGCCAGCCAACGCAAGGGUGCUGGAUCUGGCCGCGGCUGAGAUGUAUGGCCCUGGGCAACAGGACAUCUUGGAAGCAAUCCACGAGCGGGCGCUGCCCGACGCCGUCUGUGAUCCGAAAGAUCAGCAUCUUGCUCCUGUUCAUCCUAUCCAGCAUGUUCUCCGGUCACUCGUCACAACGGCCACAACCGGCACAUCGUCAGAUCACUUUCAAUGGGACGCAGACUCGGCCUCAUUCGUAUGGUCAGCCACUUUGCAACAUAAUCGAAACGUCCGUCAGCUGCGUAGACGUUUGAAAGAGCAAGCUGCCCUGCAUGCUUCAUUGGUCGCUGCGGGAGAGGAUACUAACGAGCAACAGCAUCUCCCGGCCGCAAUGACAAGCUCAUGGAUCGGAUCCGAACGCAUCCUAGGCUGGAGUCAGGCCGCCUCAGAUAGCGUCGUCCGCCCCUUUCUGGACAUUGGUGCGCUUCUUCGUCGCAUCGACGAUCGCAUCCUCGCAAUGCACCGUUCCGCAGCAGCUCUCUGCAACGAGGCGCCUGCGCUUGCAGCAGCGCUGGACACGGUCGUGACUUGGCUCAAAGAAGAGCUCGCAGAUCAGACAGCGGUCCUAUCCACAAAAGCGUCCUCGCCGGACGCCGCCUCUUCAGCCAUCUUGAAUGCACAUGCCGAGCUGGACACGUGUCUCGCCGUCCUCAAGAGUCUCGGCAAUCUUCUCUCGUGUGGUCAGCCUAGGCUUCCACCCUUCCGUCCGCUAGCAUGGCUCAAACACACGUAUGCCACUCUAUCGCAUCUGCACGCUCAUCUCUCGGCCUCGUUAGCAUCCGGUGCGGCCCCCCUCUCUUCCGCAGUGCUGGCCUAUCUGCUCGAUCGCACAAGCGUCACGUGGCGCCAGCAGGUCGCCCGUUGGGUCGGCUUUCCUGGGUUCGAGUCGGAUCGCACGGGCGAGCUGGACGACAGACCUCCGGCGCUCAAGUCGGAUUCCGGUUCUUCCUCGGCUCAGAUCUCGACGCCGUGGAGCGGCGCUGUGAUCGAUUGGUCGCUGGAUGAGCGAGGCGAAGAGGACGUCGGAUACACACUCAAGCCCUCAGCGGUGCCGAGCUUCCUUCCCUUCCGCCACGCAAGAACAUUUCUCGAAGCAGGUCGUGCGUUGAGGCUCCUCAAGAAGGCCGCUCCAGAAGAUCAUCCACUCGUUCAUCAAUGGUCGAUCAAAGCGUCUGAGAAGAUGUCGGCUGCGCGCAUCGAGCUGCCGACAUGGCAAUGGUCAACGCCCGAAAGUCAGGCCAAGCUGAACGCGGUGGAGGACCACAUUGUGCAGUUCAAGCGUCAAAUUGCUCGGUGGCGAAGACAAAGACGCAAGGCGGUCACUGGAGGCAUGGCCACUUCCGCGAGCAACACUUCAUCGCCACUCAGCUCAAGUGUGGUCCUGGCUCAGUCCUCAGACGAGCCCGCACAAGAGGCGCCGCCGUUGCAGGUCAGCGAAGCAGCAGCGGUCUCGUCACUUGAGGAUCAGUUUGCACGCAUGUCGCAACUCUUCGCUGCGCUUCCUGGCCUGACGGACCCGACUGCUGUCACGGUGGCCGUGCCCGAUCUUCACCAAGAUACACUGCAACAUGGCAAUGCAUUGCCGUCGUAUGACGAGCAGCAAUUGCUUUUGCUGUACCUCUCCUCGGCCGCUUGCCCCUCCCAGCCGGAGCACGCCAUCUCAAAAUCGUCUUUCGACCGGGUCACACAAGCUAGCCUGGUAGCGCCCUUCGAGAGCUGGGCACGGCUCAUCAACAUGUCCCUCAUCAGCGUCUUCUUCCAAGACCUCGGUCUUGGCACCUAUCUCGAGACGUGCAAGCAGUUUUUGUUGCUCGGAGGCAUCCAUUUCGAGCGACAGGUCGUAUCCAGCUUGUUUGAUGUGGACCAGGCCAGCGUCCUCGACGAUGCCUCGGCGACAUCCGGACGUGCCGUCGUGGCCAUGAAUCGACGCUUGACGGCGGAAGGCGUCUGGCCACCCAAUGAUAGUCUGCUUUCCUCUGCGCUCAACACAGCUGUCAUCGAGACUGUCUCUGGCAUGCGCCAAGCCCACGAAGACAGACUCCAUCGAAGCGGGAAGACAGAAGACGCAGUCUCACUCGCAUUCAAGGAUCUCGACGAGAGGUUGUCGUUCGCUGUCGUCGAGCCGCGCUCCGCAUCCUCUUCCAGCAAAGGCAAGAGCAAGAGCAAGCCUACCUGGACGGACCCAUCUUCGAUCGACGCGCUCGAUUGGCUCACGCUGUCCUUCCAUCCACCGCCGCUCAUCUCUCCGCUGCUGACGCAGGUAGCCCAGACCCGAUACCAGCGGCUGUGGAAUCUGCUGUUGCGCAUCAAGCGGUGCAAGGUGGCCAUGCGGGCGGCGUGGGCGUGCACGUUCAAGUCGACGAGCGCUGCCUUCACGUUCGACUUCAAGACGCGCUCGCUGAUGCAGCAGUUCCGGUGGGAGCUCAACCAUUUUUUGGACUCCUUUGGAUCGUUUGUGGAAGAGAUCGGGAUCGAGUCGCAUUGGUCUGGGUUUAUGCAGAGGCUGGAGCGGGUGAGGAGGGAGGUGAGCGACGAACUUGCUUCUCGUGCUUCUUCCGGUCGCACGGCCGUUGCAGACGCCGAAGGCGCAGCUGACGGUGACCUCGACGACGAGGCGCUGGAGGAGGAGGAGCGGGCAGCGCUCAUGACGUCCAGCCUGGAACUCAAGGACGUCUUUUCGCUGGCGCGAUACCACGAACGGAUCCUCGACCGGAUGCUCUCGACAUGCUUCCUCAAGUCCAAGCAGCGUGGAGUGCUGACGAUCGUCUCAGACCUUUUGCAGACAGUGCUCGACUUUUCGCAGCUCUGCAUCGACUUCCACACGCCUACCACCGCCACUGUCGAGCCGCCGACGUUUGACGAUUUUCAGAACCUUCAUCGCUAUUUCCGCUCUAGGAUGGAUACGUUCGUUCAAGCUCUCAUCAUACUGAAGGACCGCUCGCCAGUAGCUUCUCGUCCAGGGGCGGAAGCGGCACUGGGCGUCGAUAGGGACAGCGGCACCGACGAUCGUGACGGAAAGAGACGCAUGGACGUCGAAGCAGAGAAAGCCCGACUAGCGCAGGACGAGCUGGAAGACUUGAUGGCGCUGGAUGUCGACGCUGCAGGACGAAGCGUCGAAGGCACCGAGCAGGAAAGCAUCACGAGCGUCGAGAUGCUGUUGGGCAGGUUGAACGCCAGCGGCUUCUACGCUGAGCUGGAUUAG